This is a messenger RNA of Cryptomeria japonica (Japanese cedar), 1634 nucleotides long. Its product is annotated as syntaxin-81. The record is from RefSeq and is a predicted model, not a curated record. Lineage: Eukaryota; Viridiplantae; Streptophyta; Pinopsida; Cupressales; Cupressaceae. The transcript is spliced from 8 exons. Gene Ontology annotation, cellular component: SNARE complex; endoplasmic reticulum. The coding region runs from base 462 to 1400 and encodes 312 amino acids. Gene Ontology annotation, biological process: retrograde vesicle-mediated transport, Golgi to endoplasmic reticulum.
UUUUUCUUUUUCUGAAUUUAUAAUCCGUUUUUCCUGAUCGGUGACUUCAUUGACAUCAAUUUUCGCAUUUCCAUCCUCUAAAUGCUGCCCUUUUUUUAACCGAUUUUGACAGAGAUCUGCCAUUUAUCGGCAAUGCUGGUCUCAAAUUAUUGGCUAAUUAAACUAUGAUUUUUUAAUCGGUGCGAGACCAUUUUACCAGUUUAUUUUCCGGCGCGAAACAAUUUUGAGAAAUCUUUUCCAACGUUUUUGGAGCUUGAAAGCCCAUCGCAAGCUAAAUCCAUUCACAUUAAACUCACCAAGAACAGCUGUGCAAAAGGUCUGCAUAUUUUAAUUUUGUCAACAUUUGUGGCAGUUGCAGAAAUGGCAAAAGCGAGGGACAAGACUGAAGAAUUCAAGGAAGCUGUUCGCACCAUAGCAUCUAAGGAGGGAUACGAUGAGAUCACAAGCACGCUAGUCGACACAUGAUUGAAGAUCAAAAUCAUAGUUCGCAAACCCGGACUCGGAGAGUACUCGGCAAGCCCCAAAUUUUCAACUCGGCUAAGAUGGCAAAAAUAUCGGCAUCUUUGAUUUUACGUAGACCUCUACAAAAAUCUCAAUUUAUCAAAUCAGCUCUUAAAACUCUUGAAAGUAUUCGGACAUUGGAAACUUUUGUUCUAGACCACCGAAAGGAUUAUGUAGAUCGGCAUCGCACUACAGAGCAAGAUCGGGACAGCAUCGAACAUGAGGUUCAAGUGUUUGUAAAAGCAUGUAGGGAACAGAUAGAGAUACUGAAGAAUAGUGUACAGAUUGAAAACAAAAGAGGAAGAAGCGUGAGUUGGAUUGAUGGUCAAGAAGAAGUUGGGAAUGCAGAUAUCAUUGCACACAAGCAUGGUGUGAUGUUAAUUCUAAGCGAGCGUCUGCAUGCAGUCACUGCAUUGUUUGACCAAUUGCGUGCUGCACGAUUCCAAGAAGCUAUAGAUAAAACAAUUCCUAGAAGGGCGCGCAAUUUUCAGUCAAAGAAUAACUCUUUAAAAACAUCAGUUGGUGAUUAUAUGAAUGGGAUUGAAGUCACUCAACAUAAUGUCCAGGCUGAACAACAGGGUAAUCAACAACAGUUACUAGAUGAGGAGACACAGGCGCUGCAGGUAGAAUUGACCAAUCUUCUAGAUACAGUACAAGAAACGGAGAGAAAGGUGAUAGAAAUGUCUGCCUUGAAUCAUCUAUUAUCAACUCAUGUCCUGCAUCAAGCCCAGCAAAUAGAACUCUUGUAUGAGCAGGCAAUUGAAGCUACACAAAAUGUGGAUAAGGGUAAUAAAGAGUUGGCCAAAGCAAUACAGCGCAACAGUAGUAGUAGAACUUUUCUUCUUUUAUUUCUUGUUGUCCUUCCCCUUGCACUUCUAUUCCUUGAUUGGUAUCAAUAAUUUCUGCUGCUUGUUUUUUGUUUCUUUAUUUAUCUAUUGUGUACAUACACUUCAUUCUAAACGGCGUUUCAUGCAUAUAUUUUAAUGAAAUCUUAUGUGCGGGUAAGAAAUGUAUGUGUAUUGAGUGGUGGAUAUUAUUGGCAAUUAUCAUUACAUCAUAUUUCCCUAACCAAAUCUACUUGAAACUUACAAACAUUGUAAAUCAUUUUAACAAUGAAUUCCUAGAUUUGUUGA